Molecule: messenger RNA, 6882 nt
Organism: Styela clava
Lineage: Eukaryota; Metazoa; Chordata; Ascidiacea; Stolidobranchia; Styelidae
Source: RefSeq, a predicted model, not a curated record
GGUUUGAUUCUGUAAAUUAUUUCUACGCGAAACUCGGAAUUUUUUUGUGGGUACCGGUGGCGUCAAAGGUAAAUACUGCUUCGCUCUGGUUAACAUGUCCAUAUAUUUGAGCACAGCUCUCUUGUUGAUAAGUGACCCCAAAAGAGCUGCAGUAACGUCAAUAAAUAUUUGUUUAGACGCCAUCUGAUAUCGGUUGACUUGAGACAAUAUAAGUUAAUGAGCUCAGGUGAACACCUGAGAGAAUACCAAAGCUGAGACUACCACAAUCAGAAAAUAGUAGAAGUCUGAUUACGGUACUUGUUCUUCUGAAACAAUAUUUUUACCAUAAUGGUUGAGGGGAAUGUGAAUAUAUUUUGAAUUAGUAUUAUUCAAAUAAUCAAAAGUAUUUAUUAAAUUCUAUAAUUAGGCAGCUUUAUGAGAAAAAUCUUGUGUUCGUGGUUUUUAUUGACAAAUUUUUCAUAUAAUUUUGCAUAUUGCAUCAAUGUGAUUCAAUGCAAAUCUAAUGUCAAAAAUUGCUAGUUGACAAAACUUUUUGUUCGUCAGUUUCUUAAAGUAAGCUGUGUCAUGAGACUUUAUCAUCGAUUGUUUUAUUGGUUUCACAUGAAUUGCACAUUUUAUGGAAAACUCUCUGAAUCAUUCAAUUCAUUAUUCAGUUAUAUUCAUUCAGUUAUAUUGCAUUGUGAUUGUAAAAAAUACCGAAGACGCCAAAGAAAAUUUCUUUGUUGUAAAACAGUACAUGGCUGUUUUUUGGUAUUUUAUAGUAAAUAGUCUUGGAUGCAAAAUGUGUAAGAAAGGGGACUUUAUGUCACAAGUACUUUAUUUGAAUGUAAUAUUUAUAUUUUAUUAUGGUAAAUAUUUAAGAAAUUUGCUCUUGGCAAGGCUAUUGAUAAGCAAUUACUUUAUAAUCAGAUCUCAAUCUAAUACAAUUUGCCUUAGACAGGCUGGUGUGUUUAGGAAUACUCUUUUACUGAACAGCUUUCAAACUCCAAACCUUGCAACAGUCAACAUGAGGUGUACAUAUGGAUCGUUUUAUUUAACUAUCGUUGUUGUGUUAGUCUUGUCUAAGUGCUCCUGGUUGUUGUGGUAUUUUCCCUCAAUGUUUUUCAUUUCAAUUCAUGGGAAGUUGACUGUCGUGCCCACGUAUUUGAGAUAUCUUGUUAAUUCUAACAACACAUUAAAAAAAAAUACCGAUAUAGUUCUUGUUAUAGUUUAUAAUCUUGGAUAAACCAAUUAAUUUUUAUGGACGUUUGCAAUAGUAAUUGGCAGUUAUGAAGAAUGCGCUUUGGCUUAAUAAGAAUGAGUUCAAUUGUUUUUAUGCACUCAAUUAUUGAAUAUUACAUUCGGUGACAAUGAUUUAUUGUUUUAGUAUCUAUGUGUUUAUUAAAUAUUGAAAUUGUUAUUUUUGUUACGAAUAGAUAUUGAACAUCGCUUCAUGCCAGAAAUACAUAUAAAUCAAAUCUAUUAAUGUGCAUUGAAUAUGAUCGGCAUAAAUGCAAUGUAAAAAUGUUCAAAUGUGUUUCAUAUGGAGUACGCAACCGAGGUCAUUAAGAACAUAUUCUGAAAAAACAUCAUCUUUGUGCAAAUCAUCCCAGAUUACUGACAUUUUUGGGUAGCCUACAAUCAUACGCACAGUUUAAAAAACAUUUUCAUAUGCAUAGAAGUAGGCUAAUUAGGAAUUUCAUGGGUUUCCCCUUUUUUGGGUUACCCUGCGUUUUAGCGAUAUGAUUUCUAACAUAGAAUCAUAGAUGUAACAUGUAAGCAUACGUUAUAUUUGAAUGAUGUCGCUCGUAUAUGUCAUAAAUUAGUGAUUGAUAUCAAGCUUCCAUUUAUUUAUUUUUGUAAAGGAUAUGUGUGACAUGUGAGAAUGAUUCAUUAACUAUGUUGCUUAAAAGUUGUAUUAUUAUCAAUCCAAUUAAUCCUACAAGGUAUGAUCUCAUUUACGUCAUUCAGAUUUUCUAUAUAUAGUUUAGAAGAGUUCUUUCAGUUCAUUACUUAGUCUUAUUCAUUUUUUUAUAUUUAUUUCUAUGUUGUGAUAAGUUUUUUCUUGUCUCUUGUUUUUUGUCUAAUUUUUCUUAAAUACAUAAGUCUCAUAUAGUAUUUAUUCUAGUAAAAUCAUGUAUUAUUGCCAUCUAUAUUUCUGUCAGGAAACAGAUUCGCUUUCAUUUUUUACUUGUUUAAUUAAUGAUAAUAUCAAAAAAUAUUCCCUUUUUCAUAUACCGGUAUAUUGAUUUGCUAUAUUAUGCCUUGUUUUGUUUCUAUGUUUUGUUCACGUCAUGAUUAGGUAUAAUUGGCAGGUAUUAUUGGAAAUAUGUUAAUAAUAACUCUAUAAUAUAUUAUUGCAAUUAUUAUGAACACCUGACUAUCAAUAUGUCCAGAUAGGGGCAAUUGAUCACACUCAUUUUGGGAACUAUUUGGGUUCAAUGUGAAAGAGUGUCUAAUUUAUGUAAUAUUUAUAUAAAUUGAUUGCAUUCUAAAGAAAUUCUCACUGGCGGAAUAAUCUUUAUCUAUUUAUACUUACAUAAAUCUGUCAGUUUAGUUGUUUUAUCGAUAUCAAGCUUAUAACAAAAGAAUUCUGUAUAUGGGUGUAUUUAAUGUAAGUCUUGUUGCAAUCAAAUCGAUUCUCAGAAUAUCUUAUUAACCAGGUUUGUUAUAUUUCAAUCAGUGCUUAUUUGAGUUUUUUACCUCAUUGAAUACACCUUUAUUUGCACACCAUUGCACUAAUUACAUCAAAGAUCUUUUUACCUAAUUUAAUAUGGAAUUUAUGAACAACCAGCAUUUCCAUGCUAUACUUAUUUAUGUCAUAUGCUUAUUAUUAAAAUUCCCAAACCAUUGUUUUAGAAUAUUUUUUAUAUACAACAAUGAAUACUGAAACCUAUACUAUUAUAGUUCAAUGUUAAUCAUUUGGUGACUGAUGCACAAUGUCACGGAAAAACGUCAACGUGUUUUCAAGACAAAGAAGCUCUAGUUUAAAAGAAAAAUUCUUUGCAAAUAGGGACAGGAAAAAGUCACAAAGUACAAGAGCUCGAAUACAAAGCACAGGAGGACUGCGGUCAUGUUCAGCAUCAGAAGCACCUAGUCUUGUGUCUACCACCAAGUACAAGUUUGUCAAGGAGGCCAAUGUACGCGUCUACACUCUUGACAACAUGUCUCGUAGUGCCUGGGAGAAACUUAUCAAUCACACAAGGUUUCCAUGGAGUUGGGACACGUUUACGGUCAUCCUUGGGGAUACAGAGUUGCAUUCUCCCACGGCUGUUGGGGUAUUUUCCGAACCUAUUCCAUACAUCAAUAUAGAUACAUGGAUGACCAUCAGCAUUCCUCAUUUGUCUUUCCAUCUUAUAAAGCUCGUCUGUAACGAUGCUUCCUACUUGAUUCAGGCACCUGAUGCAUAUCAAAGAGACAGAUUAUUGCACUCUGUUGAAUGGAAGAAAAAAGUUUGCAAAUACAAGAAAAGUCUGUCUUCUAGUUCAAAACCAGAAACUACAUUACAGGAACUGCAGAAAUUAGUCAAAUUGACUCUUGAUGGACCGUUGUAUAUUGAUGAUACUCACAAUACAUUGUUGGAUAUUGUAUCCAAUCUAAUUUCCAGAAACCAGGAUGUGGUCAACUCAGUGUCGAAUGAAUCUUUGAUAACUACGUUAGCACCACUUUUUGAGAAGAACGAACCUUCAAUCGAAAUAUGCAAUUUUUUCACAAAGCAUUGUCGGGAUUGUCCUCGUUCAAGAGUGGUUAUUGACAUGUUCAUGCCGGUUGUUCUACGAAUUCUAAAAUACAACACGAAUUAUGGAAAAUCUAUGUGGCUUCGAACCUUUGUUAAAGAAUAUAUUCAAGCACUAAGCAUGCAAAAUGAUGGGGAAGAAGCUGUUCGAGCGUUCGUUCGCAAUAUUCAUGGACCACUGAGUGUCUGUCCUCAUAAUCGCAUAUUGAAUAACCUCGUUGCAGUUUGUUUAGCAGCGAUUUAUGACAGUUUUUCAUCUGAUAGUGACAACAAAGUUGGCAAGAAAGGCAAACAUCAUGGGAACUUUAUUCAAAAAAAUCUGGUAUCAAGAUCUCGAGAAAACUCCAACACCAUUGAAAAUUGUAAUGAUGAAAACAGGGAUCCACGGUCAACAACUUUGAAAGACUCACCCAAAAAUCAAAACGUUCCUGAGAAAGAACUCUGGGACAUUGUCGCUACAAAAUACAGCAAAAAUGCAAUGACAAGCAAAAACAAUAACGUCGUACCAGAGGAUGAACCUGAGAAAUUACAGACUAGCAAAAUGAAUGUGAUUCAUAAUAAUGAACAAAAGAAUCCACAAGAGAAAAAUGCAGAGGAAUCAUCUCCUGAUAUCAAAACGGCAAUACUUUUUGCACAAGUCUUAGAUGAAGUAUCAUCAAUACCUGAUUGGCUGUCUGCACUAGCUGUUAUUCUUCAGCCUGUGCCAUUUCAGAAAAUAGCUAUGCAAGAUGAAGACUUUUUGAGAUACGUUGUUCAAAUUAUUGAAAGAAUUGCUGCAAAUGGACAAGACAAAGUUGUUUGGUGUCUUACCGGUGUCAGAGAGCAAAAAGAUGGCUGGUUGCAAAUAUUCAGUCCUCAAAGUAAUUUAUGCCAAGAUGAAGGCGUUUUGUUCACAAAAAUGACAACAGCUCUCCUUGCAUCAGCAAAAAAGACAUGCAAAGUAAAGAAAUUUGUCACAGUAUUAGUGAAUACUUGUCUCGAUGCUGUUCUGCUGCUCGCUUUGAGGGAAUCGGAUAUUAUGAACGAAGUUUUAUGCCUUAUAUUGGAAUACAAUCUUGCUGAGGGUCAGCGGAAAAUUCAGAUUAUCUCAACAUUGAGAGGAACCACUAUCGGGAGUGAUUUCUACGAAAAAUUAUGCAAACAAGAAAUGAUUUUGAGACAAAAAGGUGGACCAGACGAAUUCACUUUGCCACCUAGAUCAACGGAUCAAGAUCUUCACAAAUUUCUUAGCAGUGGUUCCUACGGUAACCUGAAAAAUCUUAAUCUUUCGUUCACAAGAAUCUCAUGUAAAUCAGCAGAAAUCAUCUCGAAACUUCCUUCGCUACAACACUUGAACUUAUGGUCAAGCAGUAUUCAAGAUCUGGGAUUGCGAAGAUUGUGUGAAAGUUUGAAUUUAACGUCGUUGAAUUUAUGUGAGACACAUGUGGGGGAUGAUAGCAUAAGAUGCUUGAAAGAUAUGACCAACCUGACGAAUCUGAAUUUGAACAGCACUGAAGUUUCCGAUACAGUUUUCCAAGAGUUGCGAAGAUCUCUUCCCAAUCUUGUCAAGUUUGACGUUAGUUAUACUUAUGCCUGGCCUGCGACACCAGAACAAAUACAAUCAAACAACGCUAUACCUGCAAAACCAUCAUCAGAUCCUCCAAAAAAACUCGAGUACAAGCAAAACGUAUAGUUUUUUCAUGCCUGAUUCUUCAACAUUUAUGCUUUUUUUCCUAUAUUUGGAUUGUCUAUUUUUCUUGGUAAAACAGCCUUGCCAUUUUAAUUCGUCUACUUUUUUGUACUUUGUGUUAUAAAUGGAAUCUGUGCUGAAUGACAGGAUAUAAAAAGUUAAUUUCAGUGAACAAUCUUCGCAAUUUGAUAUAGAUUGAUUAGGGGUUUUCAUCAUAUUGUAUCCCAAAGCGAAAUUGAAAACAAUCUGUAUGCAUAUUAAAAUAGGCAAUUAUUGAUCACAGACUAGAGUAGUCAAGUAGCUUUGAAAAACAACUCAUUAAAAUUUGAACCUUUUCAUUUCCGAAUGUGUUACAGCAAAUUGAAUACUUAUACAAUUGACCAAAUAACAUUAUACCCAGGUUCUAUAUGAUUUCACGUAAGUGCAACAAUUUUUUUUUGCUUUUAAUUUUUUUUUCAAUAAUGCAUAUUUUUUAAUGCUAAGUUUUGUAUUCAGAAAUCAUGUUACUACAUUAUUAAUAUUGUCUAUUUUUGUAGAUAGAGUGUUUGCCCUAAUUACUUAAUUUUUUUUGUGUUUAAAAGAGCAUUACGUUUUGCAGCUUUCAGCUCAAUACAAAUUCUUGAUUUUGAGCAACUUGUCCCUUCUAAUAAGCAUUUAUUCUAAUAUGCUUCAUCAAUGUUUCCCUAUUUCUUAUUUAUGUGUGAUUUUUAAUGUAAAUUCACAGGACUGAAUAUUGGGGAAAUUAGCUCUAAAUGCGUACUUGAUUUCCAAAUGUUUGUAGGCUCGAUUGUUUUGAAUGCUUUGCAAACUAUGAUAUGUAAGAUAAUAGUUAAACAAGAUAAUAAAACAGCAUGAUUAUAUGGUGCAUCAAAGCAUAGUUGGGAUAUGCCACAUUUGGUCCAACGAUGAAUAAAACAAUUCACAGAACAAAAUCCAGGGGCAAAAUAAUUCUCUUUCACACGAUUAUCUUUAAUUUUAAAAUAAAGUGAUAAUAUGUAGCAUGGCUGUGGGAAAAUUACACCAGACUCGAAGGGAUCAUUCAAAAAAUGACUCGGGCUCUCACUUCAAUGAGAUUUUGACUCUCAAUACGAGCUCUUACAAAACCAUAUUUUGUAGCAAGUUUUGGAGUAUGCUAGCCUUUAUAUUUGUCUUUAUACUUGAGCAUCUCCAUACUUUUUGUUUCUCCCGUGAAUUUGACUUUAUUAUAAUGUCCGACUCCCAUGAAUUUAAUCAUAAGUAAGAAAAUACCACCUGCGGUGGUCAAUGGUUCAAUGCCAAGUUUAUGAGGCUUAGCCGUGAUGAGUCUUAGUUUAUAUUUUACAGAAAAACAUGAUCAAAUUGCCUCCUGCAAUUCAUUGUUUUCAGUAUUCGAUAUUCAGAAGUGUUUUUUCUCAACUUUCUUUAUACGGAGGGCAUUUCGCAAACAAUUUUUUUCUUUUGGCCAUCUCAAUGAUGUGCAUAUCAGCUAGUUCUGAUAAAAUAAAUGUGUUCAAAAACA